AUGGCAACAGCAGUUCGACCCACGAUUCACAUGCGGCCGUUGGGCCUUGACUCGACAUCCGUUUCAGCUGCGGCGCAAACACUCAGCCUUUCUUUCGCCACCGACCCUCUGAUUACUUGGCUCUAUCGUUGCCCAACCGACCCUGGCUGGGGGAGUCUUGAGCCUCCCCUACAGCGAUGGCAGGAAGCCCGAGUUCGAGAAUACACUGUCCGUGGGAUUGGCAUGGAAGCGGUUACCGAGGGGAAAGCACCCUCUAGUGUUGGGGUUUGCUUUUUAUUCCCCCCUCUGCCACAACGCCGGUGGUUAAAUCCGUUAUGGUGGCCGGCCUAUUUGAGGGUCUUAUGGGAUCAAUAUUGGAUCAAACCGAGAGAACCAUUUACAGACGAAAAGCGAAUCGGCAUCAUGAUGGAUGGCCACUAUGCAUCUGCAAAGACGAUUAAGGGUAGAUAUCCCCCAAACUCGCUCUACUACCUAGAGAUCGCUGCGGUCAAACCAGACACUCAAGGAAUGGGUGUCGGUGGUGCUAUUAUGAGUUGGGUUGUGGAUCGGCUGGGAAAGUCCCCCUGUUUCUUGGAAUGCACCAACGAGAAAAACAUUCCCUUUUAUGAGAAGUAUGGAUUUAAACUGUUGGAGGAGAAGACACUGUCCCAUGGGGCAAAUCAGUCCUCCACGACUCUGUAUUACAUGGCUGGGAUAGCCUGCGAAGGGUACCAGACGAGACUGACAUGGGGCCCUUCGAACCCUGACCCUGCACCACCAAUGGCAGGGGUUGUGUUGAAUCCUAUCCGUAAACCACGCCUUCAGAAGAAGGCUAGACAGCGCGAAGAAGCAGAGGCCAUUGCCGAGGCACCGCCUGACUCUGACUUGGAGAUAGCCGACCCGGGCAGUGUUUCAUCCCCUGAUCAGUUGGAUCUCUUGUUCCUCCAGUACCAACUCGAUGAUCCCUGCAGCAACGGAGCCCUACCGGAUAAUGAAGUGUCUCAAAGACUGAUGGACGAUUUCAGUUCUAAAGGCUGGAAAACCCUCAGCGGGCGAGGUGGGCAGCACAGCUUCGUUCACUCCGACAUCAUACCUCUUUGCGAUAGUAACAUUUCUCUUCGCCAUGUGUGUCUAGCUUAUCAGGCGAGCCUGGAUCCAGGCAUGAUACAUGCGACCCCGAUUUACAUGCAAUCGGCCCUUUCACAUUAUUUCAACGACCUCAAUACUCCCGAGAAGCUGGAUCUGGAUGAAACAUUGGCUACAGGAGUCCUGCUUUGCAGUGUUAGCAUAAACUCUCUGUACAUCUGGACACCUCUGUUGGAAGGAUUACACGGAGUUCUUCAACAUAGAGACCUCCUACACAAAACUCAACGACCUCCCCUCACAAAUCACCUCAUCGAGGUGAUUGGUCUCCUUGACAUUCCAUGUUUUACAUUAAACAGAAUCACUGUGUCCCUCAACCUGUGGAAGUUACACGUGGGCCCCAGCAAGCAAUCCGGCGUUGAACAGACAUCUGGCCUACCGUACACACUCAUGACCCUGUUCGCUGACCUGGGGUCUCCCGAGGCAGAGGACAGGCUGCUAAUGUGGCCAGGUGAAUUGGGCGAUGAACUUAUCCAGAUGCACCUAUGGGAAGCUUUCCGGAACGCUGGGAUACUUCACAACCGAGCGCUUAUCGGGGAAGCCCAGGACCCAAGUUCCUCACCAACGAGCAAGCCCAGAACUGAGGUGUUGCGGAUGAAGGUGUUUGCAUCGAUUCAGGCCAUAUUUGACUCAGGGGCAUUUACUUGCCGGCGGCCUCUUGCUAGAGCCGCCCUGUAUCCCCUGUUCAUCGCCGGUCUCUUGGCGGACAAUGCCUGGGAGCGGAGGCUUUCCCGAACAGCAUUCCAACACCUCUGUGAGAAUGGACAAGAGAGGCCAGUUACAGAAACCCUGAAUAUUGUGACACAGGUAUGGGGAAAGGGCAGUGGAGGGGAUGAACAGUCAAAAUUGAAGCUGGCCACAGAGAUUGCGGCGGAGAUGAAUGUUGAAAUACACUUGUACUAG
Fusarium keratoplasticum is the source of this 2025-nucleotide messenger RNA. RefSeq lists its product as uncharacterized. Bases 1 to 2025 code for a protein of 674 amino acids. Lineage: Eukaryota; Fungi; Ascomycota; Sordariomycetes; Hypocreales; Nectriaceae. Gene Ontology annotation, molecular function: acyltransferase activity, transferring groups other than amino-acyl groups. The record is from RefSeq and is a predicted model, not a curated record. The transcript is spliced from 6 exons.